UUCCGCAUGCUUGAAGCAAAAUAAUACAAAUUAAUGGACAAUAACGAGGUUGUUUGCACACUUACAUCUCUUGCCCUCAUACUCUACGUUGCGUGGCUCAUCACCACGAAAAGACGUCGUCAUCGUCCGCUUCCACCGGGGCCGAAGCCAUGGCCGGUGGUGGGAAACAUGUUCCAGCUGGCCAUUUCUCCCUUACCCCCGCACCAAACACUCUCGAAACUGGCGCGUGGGGUCCACGGACCGUUCAUGACACUGAGGUUGGGGUCCAUGCUCACGGUGGUGGCGUCGUCCAGCUCGGCGGCGCGUGAGGUGUUGAGGGACUGUGACGUGGCAUUGGCGGGAAGGAAGAUAUACGAAGCCAUGAAAGGGGAAAGAGGGAAGAGCAGUGAAGGGUCACUCAUCACGGCCCAAUACGGUGCGUAUUGGCGGAUGCUACGACGCCUCUGUACAACUCAGUUUUUCGUCACGCGCCGUCUCGAUUCCAUGUGCAACGUACGCGCUCGGUGCAUGGAUCAGAUGGUUCGGUUCGUGGAGGAGGCUGGUCAAAACGGUACAAAAACUGUGGACAUCGGAAGAUAUUUCUUCUUGAUGGCGUUCAAUUUGAUCGGAAACCUGAUGUUCUCCAAGGAUUUACUAGACCCAGAUUCGAAACAAGGCUCGAAGUUCUUCUACCAUGCCGGAAAAGUCAUGGAGUUCGCCGGAAGGCCCAAUGUCUCCGAUUUCUUCCCCCUCUUGAGGUUUCUUGACCCGCAAGGCAUAAGGAGGCAAACGCAGUUUCACGUAGAACGCGCGUUUGAGAUCGCCGGAGAGUUCAUUAGAGAACGAAUGGAGGUCAUGAAGAGCAAAGGUCGGGACGAGAAAGCGAAGGAUUACUUGGAUGUUCUCUUGGAGUUCCGUGGUGAUGGACCCGAAGAACCUUCUAAGUUUUCAUCUAGAACCAUCAACGUUAUCGUGUUUGAAAUGUUCACGGCGGGGACGGACACGACUACGAGCACGUUAGAGUGGGCACUCGCGGAGCUCCUCCACAACCCGAGAACCCUAACCAAACUCCAGAAUGAACUCCGAACAUCAACGAGCCAAACGUUGCAAGAACAAGACCUUCCGAACCUGCCUUACCUGCAAGCAGUGAUCAAAGAAACUCUAAGACUGCAUCCACCAUUACCAUUCCUAGUCCCCCACAAAGCCAUGUCCACAUGCCACAUCCUCAAUGGUCAAUACACAAUCCCUAAAGAGACUCAAGUCCUAGUCAAUGUCUGGGCCAUUGGUCGUGACCCGGAUACUUGGCCCGACCCGAUGAUUUUCCGACCCGAGAGGUUUCUAUCCAACCCGAAUCCGAGGGACUUUAAAGGUCACGAUUUCGAAUUCUUGCCAUUUGGGUCGGGCCGUCGGAUGUGUCCGGCCCUACCGCUAGCGACCCGAGUCUUACCGAUGGCUCUUGGGUCGAUGGUGAGAUCUUUUGAUUGGGCCUUGGCUGAUGGGCUUAGGCCCGAAGAAUUGGAUAUGAGUGAGAGAAUGGGCAUUACAUUGAGAAAAGCCAUUCCUUUGGAGGCCAUUCCCAUUUCUUUUAAAGGGGUUUGAAUUUGAGAUGGAUAUUGUUUCUCUUUUAUGCAUUUGACACUUUGUUUUU
Messenger RNA from Tarenaya hassleriana, 1627 nucleotides. RefSeq names its product cytochrome P450 76A1. Gene Ontology annotation, molecular function: iron ion binding; heme binding; monooxygenase activity. The record is from RefSeq and is a predicted model, not a curated record. Lineage: Eukaryota; Viridiplantae; Streptophyta; Magnoliopsida; Brassicales; Cleomaceae.